AUGUCACCCUCGAGCCUAGCAAUUUCGAGCACCGGAAAGGAGUCAUUCCUCCCAUCCGCUAUACCCAUGGCGAUGUCCAUGCCAACCCCAACUAUGGGCCCACCGGACUUAGCGAAGGACGGCGCACCAGCCAGCGCUGCUACAGAAACACCAUCCUUGAUACCACAACUGCGCAGAGGAGCACGCAGCAAUGCCUCAGCAUUGUCAGGCCCAUCGACCACGAUACGGGAGACGACGACAGUCUACAUCCUGCCUGGUGUCCCUACUGACACUUCAACACCCAGUAGUUACGCGGACUCUGACUCAGUUUCUGGACCAAGUGCCGGACAGAGAGGAGGUAUCGCAGGCGGCACAGUCGGCGCCUUCGUGAUCGCGGCCCUGCUGACUGUGGCCUGCUACAGGCGUGCACGGCGGAGAAUGCGAAGGAGAGAAGGCUUCCUGAGCCUGUCCGACUCAAGCUCCAUGUCAGAGGCCGCAGAGCGUGGCGCCGUAAACCACGAGGAUGGGGAUUUGUUUGGUCUAGCGAUCACGACCACUCCUAGCGCUGUUGGGAGCGCCAGCGACGAGCCGCCGACACCGGAUACAGCACUGCUUGGGUCCGCACAGGGGGACCACACGUCGGAGCGAGUCCCGAUAUUUUUCCAGCCGACCCGAGGCACAGUCGGCCGGUACCCGGGGCUCCCGGCGACGCCCAGGCCCAGCAUCCGGCGGUCAGACUACCUCAACCCCGUGGUGCGCGAGGCGACCCUGAUGCCUCUACCACUGAGGACCCGCAGGCCAGCCCUGACGCGGAGUUUCUCUGAGCCUUGGCAGAUGGGAUUCCGCAGCUCCGCCCGCCGCAGCGCCGCAGCGACCAACGACCAGGCCCCGCAGCAGCAGCAGCAGCAGCAGCAGAACCGCGCAUCCAGCGGCGCCAGGGGCAAGAGCAUGACCAGCAGCGUGUACAGCUCCGAAGCCGCCUUCACAUUUACCAACUCCGGGACGUUUGGACCGCGGACGUCGCGUGUCUCGCGUGUCACGCGCGCCAGCGGCACGACCGACGCCUCCGGGCUGCGCGCCAGCACGCUGGCCAACUUCCCCAAGCCGCCGCCUUAUACGUUCUCGAGGGGGGACGGGCGGGGCCUGGGGACGACGUGGCGGGAGAGCUUCGUCUUCUCCCCGCCCGAGGACGAGGUGCUGCUGGCGUUCCCUAAGCUGGCGCGGCAGAUGGAGGGCCAGGCGUUCUAG
Messenger RNA from Diaporthe amygdali, 1227 nucleotides. RefSeq lists its product as uncharacterized. Lineage: Eukaryota; Fungi; Ascomycota; Sordariomycetes; Diaporthales; Diaporthaceae. Bases 1 to 1227 code for a protein of 408 amino acids. The record is from RefSeq and is a predicted model, not a curated record. The transcript has a single exon.